This is a messenger RNA of Clunio marinus, 2538 nucleotides long. NCBI's taxonomy places the organism in Eukaryota, Metazoa, Arthropoda, Insecta, Diptera, Chironomidae. The record is from the annotation of a GenBank genome assembly.
UUUUAUUUGUUUAAGUGUGGUGAUUGCGGCAGAUCACAUCUAUCUCUGCCGAGAGUAAAUUUAAUAUUAGUGGCCGCAUUUGAGUGUGCAACAGUUGGUGAUUGAAAGGAUCUCUCACUCCCACUCUUGUUAUAUUUUUUUCUUUAACCCUGACGAAUUACAAAUAAAAAAAAGUUUCCACUUAUAAAAAGUAGAAUUGUGAAAUAAAAACAGGAAAUAAAUAAACUGAUCUGAAGGAAGCAAAUCCUUCCAUAAAAGUUUAAAGAAGUGAAGUUCAUAGUGUAACAAAGAAAAGUCAAUUAAAUUUAAUUGUGAUGGCUCUUAAGCAAUUAGGAUUUUUAUUGCUCGUGAUAGUAACAACAAAUGCAAUUCGUGUCAAACGACAGGAUGAUAAAUCAGAAAAGAAGACGGAAGAGUCAUUCGAACAAGAAUUGUGCAAAGAUAAAGAUGCCGGUGAAUGGUUUCGAUUAGUCGCAAACGAGGGCGAUUCAUGUCGUGACGUGAUUCAAUGCACAACAUCUGGACUUCAAGCCAUUCGCUGUCCCGCUGGUCUUUUCUUUGACAUCGAGAAGCAAACGUGCGAUUGGAAAGAAGCUGUUAAAAACUGCAAAUUAAAAAACAAAGAACGUAAAGUGAAACCUCUGCUUGUGACAGAUGAACCUCUUUGUCAAGAUGGUUUCCUUGCCUGUGGCGACAGUAGUUGCAUUGAGCGUGGGCUCUUCUGUAAUGGCGAAAGAGAUUGUCCCGAUGGAUCUGAUGAAAACUCCUGUGACAUGGACAAUGAUCCAAACCGAGCCCCACCAUGCGACCCAGCAGUUUGCGUUCUCCCAGAUUGUUUCUGUUCUGAAGAUGGUACGACAGUUCCUGGAGAUUUACCAGCUAAAAGUGUUCCAAUGAUGAUUACCAUCACUUUCGAUGAUGCCAUUAACAACAACAACAUAAACUUGUACAAGGAAAUUUUCAAUGGAAAGCGAAGAAAUCCAAAUGGAUGCAACAUUAAAGCUACGUUCUUCGUCUCUCAUAAAUAUUCGAAUUACUCAGCCAUUCAGGAAGUGCACAGACAAGGCCAUGAAAUUGCAGUCCAUUCAAUCACUCACAAUGACGAUGAAAGAUUCUGGUCGAAUGCAACGGUUGACACAUGGGCAAAGGAAAUGGCUGGACAGAGAAUCAUCAUAGAGAAAUAUGCAAACAUCACUGAUAACUCUGUUGUUGGUCUCCGUGCUCCAUAUUUGCGUGUUGGUGGAAAUAAUCAAUUUACAAUGAUGGAAGAACAAGCUUUCUUGUACGAUUCCACAAUUACUGCACCACUUUCCAAUCCUCCACUUUGGCCUUACACCAUGUACUUCCGCAUGCCACAUCGCUGUCAUGGAAAUCUUCAAACGUGUCCAACAAGAAGUCAUGCCGUGUGGGAAAUGGUCAUGAACGAGUUGGAUCGUCGUGAAGAUCCAAGCAAUGAUGAAUAUCUGCCAGGUUGUGCUAUGGUUGAUUCAUGUUCAAAUAUCUUGACAGGUGAUCAAUUUUACGCUUUCUUGAACCAUAAUUUCGAGCGUCAUUACAACCAGAAUCGUGCUCCUUUGGGUCUCUAUUAUCAUGCUGCUUGGUUGAAAAACAAUCCCGAAUUCUUGGAAGCUUUCCUUUAUUGGGUUGAUGAAGUUUUGGAGAAUUAUAACGAUGUUUACUUUGUGACAAAUACACAAGUCAUCCAAUGGAUUCAAAAUCCACGGCAGGCGUCGGAAAUCAAGAACUUCGAUCCAUGGAAGGAGAAGUGUAACAUUGAUCCAUCAUCAACACCAGCAUGUUGGGUUCCUAACUCAUGUAAAUUGACAUCGAAGGAAGUUCCCGGAGAAACUUUGAAUCUUCAAACAUGUAUCCGUUGCCCUAAUAAUUAUCCAUGGCUGAAUGAUCCAACUGGUGAUGGUUUCUACUAAAUUACUUGACUUAUUACAAGCUUUUUUCAUCUUUAGCUGAUCUUUUUUCAAGCUUUCAAUUGCAUAUCUAUGUAACUUAACUUCAAUUAAAUUAUUUUUCUCUUCUAUUUGAUUCAAACUUUCUUCUAUAUUCUUUAUAAAAACAUCAAAAGAUGAAGCACAUUAAAUGACUGAAAAUCCCUCAAAUUAAUUAAUUUUAUGUUAUUUAGCUUUUCAAUCAAUCGACCAACACAAUCAAUGAAAUCAAAUCAUUUUGUACUAAUGUGCUUUUUCUUUAAUUGGACAUCACGGAAAAAGAAAACCGAAAUAAACCGAAAUAAAAGAAAAACUUUUCCCUCUUAAUGUUAAACUUUUCUCUCCCAUAAUUGUUUCUUUCCGCUUUUAGAAAAAAAGAAAACUUUUCAUUCCCUCUCGAAUCCUUAUCCCCGUGAAAAUUAUGUAAAUUUCCGCUACACAGAUUUUAAUUCAAUUAACGCCCUUUUUUCCACCAACCAACCAUUUCAAUUUUGUAUUGUUUCAUGUAAAAAAAAAAGAGAAGAAAAAUCUUCUCAACAAGUAGGAGAAUGAAAUUUAAAAAGAUUAAAUAAAUUACGAAACAAAAAAAAAAUCU